GUAGCUUGUCGAGCGGGUUGCUUGGAACUGUUUGCUCACUGCUGUUCAUCCGUGAGAAAUGUUAAUGCCGUUAUUUGGCGUUGCUGUUGGGGAUGCUAUGUUGACUUUUGACAGAAGACUUGGUUACUUCACCGAUACGGCGAUUAAAACGAUUGCACGAACCACGAUGAUCUGAGGUGUGGACUGCACUGACAUGUCUCACCCCGAGGACACCACCACUGUGCGGGACUGGUUAAGUGGCCUCCGUCUCGACCAGUACUGCGAAGCGUUCCAGAGUGCAGGACUGUCGACUUUUGCAGAAUGCCGAAACCUCGCACUGGAUCAGCUGGAGCAGAUGGGAAUCUCGCUUCCAGGCCAUCAGAGACGCAUCCUGGCUAACCUAAACAAGACCCGAGAUGUCCCGUCUCCGCCGCAGUUUGAUAGGUAUUCAAUCCACGUUUCAGCUGAGAGACCAGAACGAGAUCAAGAAUUGGAGGAGACACAAAAAACAUGCGUCCUGAAUGUAGAUGAUAAAAAAACCGAACAGACCAAUGAAAUUGAAGGUGGAGACAAACAGGAAGUAGUGUCCCAAAAUAAACAAAUGUGCAGGAAGAAGGAGGAACUUGAAGAGCAUGAGAGGGUGAUAAUUCUCGAACCUAAAGAGGAGCGCAUUAUAGAAAAAGAGAGGCCCGUUCCAAAAGAGAGGACAAAGUUCCGUUCCAGUGCCCCGAUUCUUUCGGAGUCUCAACCCACUUCCCAAAUUUCUCCCGCCUGUGACACCUCUUUGCCUCCAGUUCCGCCACGGAGCACCUUAAACUGCCCUCCACAGCGCUUCACCUCGGCCUUGACACCCUCGCCCCCUGCGCAACGCCCUGCCUCACCCCCGUCUUUGUUCUAUACCCCAACACAAGAACCCGACCAGCCACCUUGGGUCCCCUCCUCCCAAAUUGACGUGUCAUCUCAAGAAUCAAACAGCGAUGGAACACAAAAGGUCUCCGCUGCAACCUUCGCAGCCUCCCCCGGGAAGGAUAGAAAAGCUCCACCUCUACCGCCAAAAGUUGGGGCGUUUUCACGAGGCCCUCCUAGAAUUCCAUGCAGGCAUCCGGUACUGUCUUCCAGAACUCACAGCCCGCCUUCUAGCAAAACCGAUCAACUGCUUCAAGAUCAAACUCCAAGGGUUCCUCCUCGCAUCAAGACUUCUCAAAUUCCAGAAAUCCUCCAACAGUCAAGCCAAGCAGACUCUCAGCCUGCCUUGCUUGCCCGGGGAACGCCUCAGUUUCCUCCUGAGACACCGUUGCCCUCCAUGGAUGGUGACUAUGAAGAAUCGGACACGUCUUACGCCAGCGUUAAUCAAGUGAACCUUAAGGAAAAGGAAAUGUCGCUGCAAGUGCCCGUUGUAGCAAAGGGGCGGUACAGUUCUUUGUGCAGUGAUGACGAACUGUUGGACGAUGAUGAUACGACUGUUUGGGAGGAACCGGGCCUCAUCAGCCUUCAAAGCAGCAUCUACUUACCUAGCGCCGGCAAACUGGCUUUACCUCCAACAGAAGACACUUCUCAGGCCUUUGCUGUUAUCAAGAUGGGCUGGCUGGACAAGAAUCCCCCCCAGGGGGCCCUUUAUUAUCAGAGGCGAUGGGUGAAGCUCGAUGUUGACUACUUGAGAUACUUCGAUAAUGAGAAGCAAGUGUACUCCAAGGGGAUCAUCUCAACUGCGUCAAUAACUAAUGUCACAAGUGUUGGGGAGCUGAAGUUUGAGGUCAUCACAAACAACCGCACGUUUAUCUUCAAGGCUGAAAGUGAAGCUGAGAGAAACGAGUGGGUGACGCUGCUGCAGGAUUGCACUAGAGGGCGCCAGAGACGCAGUACAAUGAACCCUGGUUCACAUUUGACACCGGAUUUUAAAGGCUAUUUGGAGCUGAAAGGUUUACGCUCCAAACUUUUUACAGUGGUGGCAGCAGAUAAGAUCUUUCUCUAUAAAAACAUGGAGGACUACCGUAUUGGAGUGGGAAUCACAUCCAUUGAGAUGAAUGUGGGAAAUGUUAAAGUUACAGAUCGUCGCAGCUUCGAUCUCACUACACCUUACCGUAUUUUCAGUUUCAUCGCAGAGUCGGAACAACUGAAAGACCAGUGGGUGGACGCGAUGAGGGAUUCCAUAGGUGAGGCCUUGUCCAAUAGGGAUGUCGCGGAUCGCAUAUGGGCGGAGCCAAGCAACAGUUCCUGUGCAGACUGCGGGGCUCCCACGCCGGAAUGGGCCGCCAUUAACUUGUGUGUUGUGGUCUGCAAACGAUGUGCAGGGGAACACAGAGGACUCGGCCCCAGCAUCUCCAAGGUUCGGAGUCUCAAAAUGGACAGGAAGGUUUGGACAGAGGAGCUUAUACAGGUGUUUUUGCUGCUUGGCAAUGAACGUGUUAACAGUUUCUGGGCGGCCAACGUCCCGCCAAGUGAGGCUCUGACGCCUUCAAGCUGCAGCGACGACCGGCGGCGUUUCAUCACCAACAAGUACCGCCACGGCAAAUACAGGAAGUACCACCCACUAUACGGCAACCAGAAAGAGCUCAAUAAUGCAUUGUGCAUAAAUGUGCAGUGCAGUGAUGUGCUGGAGACAUUAAGCCUGAUUUUCUGUGGCGCAGAUGUGAAUUGUUCAACUGGCAUGGUCAGUUGCCCCUCUCCCCUCUCCCUGGCCAGCGCACACUCACAGCCUUUGCAAGCUGAAUUCCUGAGCCACAAUCAGAAUACAGAGCUUCCUUGCUCCGAGGUGGACGGAGGAAUGGAGGAAGUGCACUUCUCAGCUCCAACGUGUGUGUAUCACAAUGGCUUCCUAUUCAAGACUGGCUCUAUGGCUCGGGCUAUCACAGAGCGCAAGGCCAGAGAGGAGUUCAGUCGUCGCUGGUGUACCCUCAACGAUGGGACCUUCAGCUACUACGAGAGCGACAAGAACGCCAAUCCUAACGGGACCCUGAAAGCCUCAGAAAUAGUUUGCCUGGCUGUGGAUGUACCUGAGAAACAUGGGUACGAUCACACUUUUGAGCUCUACUCGGAAUCAGAGCGCCUCUAUCUGUUUGGUACGGAUGACCCCAACAGCCACAAAGAAUGGGUCAAGUCCAUCGCCAAGAGUUUCAUCCCGGCCAAAGCAGAGCCUCUACUGAGGUUAGGCUUUGAGCGAAUCGGGCGACUGAAGUGCAAAGACGGAUUGAACCUACAAACAUCCAAGGUGGGCUGGUUUGCUCUGGUGGGCUCCACUCUUCAUGCCUACUUGGAGAACAGCCAGGGAGAGGAGAUACACCUCCGCAAACUUAACGAACUGUCUAUCCAACAAGAUAAUGAGGUGCUGGUUUUGGUGGAGAGAGGAAGAACACUGUACAUAAAGGGAGAAAGGAAGUUGGAUUUUGCUGGCUGGUGUGCCGCCAUACAGACGGCGGCAGGGAGUGGAGGAGACACUCUGAGUCAGCAGCAGCUGACCGACACGGACAUACCGGUCAUAGUCCACAGCUGCAUCGACUACAUCACACAGUGCGGCCUAACGUCUGAGGGCAUUUACCGCAAAAGCGGUGUGAACUCGCGUGUUGCAGCUCUCUGCGAGCGGUUUCGCCGAGAUGCUCGCAGCCUCCGCCUGAGGGAAGGCGAGCACCAGGUGGACGACGUCUCCAACACGCUCAAGCGCUUCUUCAGGGAGUUAGAAGAAGGGCUCUUCACGUCUGAAGAUGGCGGCACCUGGCUUGCUACGGCCGCCGUACAGGAUGAAAGUAUGAAAAUCUCCCAGUAUCAAGUGCUCUUGAAUAAACUGCCUCGUGUUAACCGGGCUACACUACGGGCGCUUAUCAACCACCUGUACUGCGUGCAGCGCUUUGCUGAGCUGAACCAGAUGAAUCUCCAUAACUUGGCCAUAGUGUUUGGUCCAACAUUGUUCCAGAAUGAUGGAAAGGACUACACGGCAGGCCGAGCCAUCGAGGACCUCAUACAGUACUACACACUUAUCUUUCAGGUGGAUGAGCAGCAGCUAAAAAAGCAGCUGGAAGAGAUCACUGCCAUCAUCCAAAUGCGUGAGAAGCUCAACACCAAAUUUCCUAGUACUGAACCAGGGGGGCAUUUCAUCUGUACAGUUUACCUGGAGGAAAAGAAGGACACUGCAGAACAACACGUCAAGAUCCCUGCUUCCAUGACAUCAGCUGAGCUGACGUGUGAGAUAUUGGACAGGCGCAACAUCCCUGUUAAAGACAAGGAGUACUGGAACUGCUGGGAGGUUAUUGACAAGGAAGAAAUGGAGCGUCCUCUACACUAUCAGGAGCGAGUCUUACCCAUCCUUCACUCUUUCGGCACAGACUCCCAUCUGCUUGUCAAGAAACACAUCGCUAUGGAGGCAAUGAUCAUCUACCUAUCCAGUAAAGUUGACCCAUCCAAACACGGCAUCAUGAAAUUCAGAGAGGAGCGAAGCAUCCUGGGGUUAGGACUUUCCUCGGGUAGUUUCCACGACCGAUAUUUUAUCCUAAACUCCAGCUCACUGCGGAUGUACAAGGAAGUCAGAAGCAACCGUCCGGAACGUGACUGGCCGGUAAGGAACCUGAGAAUCUACUUGGGUAUCAAGAAGAAACUCCGUCCUCCCACGUGUUGGGGCCUGACGGUUGUCUACGAGAGUAAGAAACAAGAGAAGCCAGAAAGACAGCAGUGGUAUCUGUGUUGUGACACGCAGCCAGAAAUGAGGGAGUGGUAUGCUACCUUUCUGAGUAUUCAGAAUGAUGGCGACGUGUGGCCUCAGGAUGGACUCCAGCCGAGCCGGGUGAGCCGCGCGUUGCCGGACACGCGUCACGGUAAUGUGUCACUGAUACCGCUGCGUGGCAGUGAGAAUGAGAUGCGGAACAGCGUAGCAGCUUUCAGCCAAGAUCCGCUUGCUCUCUUUAGAGAUGUUCGAUAGUGGACGCUGCACUCAGGGGCAGGCGCACGGCGUCGGCAUCGGCAGGCGGCUUCUCGACACUCCGGUGACAUCAUCAGUCUGUGACUCUUGAAGGAGCGAAAAGAAGUAACAGGAUGAAAUGAACUGGACCAGAAGAUACAAUAAAUGGACAACGGGACAACGGGUGCACUGUAUUUGUUCCUGAACAGUCGAAGGUGACAGUUUGACCGUGUGUUGUCAUCCUAUUGGUUCCCUUCAGCUUGGCAAGGGUCAAGUGUGAGCCCUCAGCCUGCACUCCACACUUUUUACUGCAUUAAGGACAGUCUGAAGGAAGUAUUCAAUCCUAUUACAGUAUGUUUGUUUUCAAGAAGGAUUUACACCAGUAGUGUUUUUUUUUUUUUUUUUUUUCGUUCUGAAAUGUAUUUUCUGUAUAAUUCCCAUAAAGAAUUGUAGUGGUAACCCUGCAGUUGAACAUGCAAUCAUUGCUAUUGUAAGCAAAAUAAGUGUUUGUACUGUGAGACCUCGGUCAGAGUGUCCUUGUUUGUGUUGUAAAGGCCACAUUUCAAAGCAUUUACAUAACACCAUUUGGUCUGUCCACUUGUUUUGUAUUUUCGUGUAAAAAAACGGAGUUAUGAAACAAUCUCUUAACUGUAAUGUCCUGCAGCACUGGACUGCACAUCAGUAGCCUGUCAGGAGUACCACCUGUAGGUCAGGCACACUUGCAAAAUCUUAUUUAUUUGAAAAAAAAAACAGUAGAAUAGUAAAUUGUUUAUAUAGUGUUUUUAGUGUAUGAUUUGUUAUUGUAGCCCAAAAGCGUAAUAAUAAUAAUCACAAUAAGCAAAUUCUUACCCUUAACUUUCCUCUUGUGUUAGCUUUCUGGUAUCAUCUCUUAUGUUACCGGGUCGGUUUUGACCCAUGUAUUAAAUCAGCUAUAAAAUACACUAAAAAUAAGUUACCGUCAAAUAUCUUGGUUACCUUCUUGAAAAUGUUGGUUUUAAUACUUUUGGUGUGGGAAUGUAGGCCUUUUUUUGUCACUAUACCCCUCCAUUUCAAUUUCCAACAACGGUAAAAAUGAACCUCAAAAGAAUGAUAUUAAUAAAUUGAAGGUUCUUUUGUUACCUGGCUAUUACUAAGGGAUAUAGAAAAAUUUAGCCCAGAUCUUGGUUCACUGUACUUCUUGUCAUUUUUUUCCAUGAUCUAAAUUGUAAAUGUGAAGUCAAAUGAGUGAAUUCACCUCACAUGUCUGUUUUUCUGCUGGUAUACUGGAAAAGGGGUCAAAAUGAGAAUCCCCUGAAGCUUACAUGAUGAGAAGAGGAGCUGGUUGUCAUUGUGUUGGCUAAUUGUACACUUAUGAUUUCAGUUUUGGCUCAAAAUAUUGCUUUAUAAUAUUAUUAUUACCGGGUCGAAACUGACCCUAACAAUACAGUGGUCAUAAUUUCAACCACACCAUUUUAAAAUGUAGUAAAAAUUAUUUUUUGGGGGGGUUUAUUUUGUUGAAAUAGAGUUUCCUGACAAAGUCAAAAAGCCUUGAUGCGAUGAACAAAUGUUAUGUGAUUCUUUUUAUGCAUUAAAAUGUAAAAACGGGUCGGUGCCGACGCUAACACAAGAGGAAGGUUAAAGAAAAUGUUGCAUCCACGGUGGCCUUUCUUAUAUCACGAGCACUAAUAAAGACAAAAUGUCAUUCUGUUACUUAUUUAUUGUUAGGAAACAAAGUUAUUGUAAAACUUCCAUAAGUGUACUUAACAUAAAAUUACCAUGUUCAUUUGACUAAAACGUACAUGCAGCGGUGAUACAGAAGAAGCAUUUUUAGAGAUAUUUGUAUAUGUUCACAAGUCUUUAAUAAACACUGCUAAUUGUGUGUUUGUGUUGCUGUACACUACGAGAGUACAAUGUGACAGCUGUGAAAACACACACACACACACACAGGAGUUAACUUUUCAUCGCCUGCAGGUUUUCUGUCAGUGUUGCGUUGUAGCCAGGGAAUGAAGCCUAUAGAUGUGCCCUGAGGCUACGUGUCAAAGGCAUAUAUGCGGAGGGGUUACAGUGAUCAUAUGGACCUAAAGGGGUUCUGCGGAGCUUCUAAUGUGAGGAUGUUUGAGUCACGGUGGUCCACCAGCUUCCGUGGUCAUUUCUCUAAGCAGAACUGACACAUCAGGGUCAGCGUGUACCUCAAGACACACACCGGAGAUCCCCGCGAGCAUCCCGCACACUGCGAGACCUUCACUUUUCAUGCACGCACACGAGAGCCACUGGAGAUAAACACUGCUUCAUGCAUAAUUGUACACUCACACACACACACACAUUUAAAAUGGCCUUUACUAGAAAGGUCAUUGCAGCAGUUGCAUAAAUCAGAAGCAUUGAGACAGAACAGAGCUGUUCAAAGGUGGGCCAAAUGGAAGACGGAGAUAAAUGUAAAGUGAGCUUCAAGGGUGUUUGCGGGUCACACGGGUCAAGAGCGGCGCUCAACAGAAAUCUGAAUGU
Molecule: messenger RNA, 7345 nt
Organism: Doryrhamphus excisus (bluestripe pipefish)
Lineage: Eukaryota; Metazoa; Chordata; Actinopteri; Syngnathiformes; Syngnathidae
Source: RefSeq, a predicted model, not a curated record